This is a messenger RNA of Aethalodelphis obliquidens (Pacific white-sided dolphin), 1340 nucleotides long. It is a transcript of the gene IFT25, whose product is annotated as intraflagellar transport 25. Bases 690 to 1232 code for a protein of 180 amino acids. Gene Ontology annotation, biological process: multicellular organism development; intraciliary transport. Gene Ontology annotation, cellular component: intraciliary transport particle B; centrosome; cilium. Lineage: Eukaryota; Metazoa; Chordata; Mammalia; Artiodactyla; Delphinidae. The transcript has 6 exons. The record is from RefSeq and is a predicted model, not a curated record.
GAGGGAGAGAGCGAGCGUGGCUGGGGUGGUGAGGAGACGCGCGGCGCGGAGGCGGACGGUGGGCGGGCGGUGAGGUGACCGGGAUGGUGGAAGACUGACGCAUGACGCAGGUCUGUUCACUCCCCUGAGUCCUAGAGACACUAGUGCCAGCCCACGAACUUUCUGGAAGCCAGAAAUAAUGUUUUGACCCCCAAAAGGGAAAAUCAGUUCCAAAUAGAAAUUAAUAAAUGUAUCCAAAUGUAACCUAUUAACUGGAACGUAACCCAUAUACUUAAGAAUUAUAUUUGAUGUAGAAUGUGGGUUCAUAUAUUUUAUGUAAUUUGGGCCGGGCGUCCAAAAGUAUGUGUUUAGGGCCCUUGGAGCUAUUGAAAUGGUCUUGAACUGAGUAGAAGGGUGUGGGACGGAGGUGAAAGGGUAGUGUCAGGGCUGGUUGCCUUUCAAGUGAUACCAAGCUAUAGGCCCUGGCCCUGGGGAGGCAGAGGAUGGCCGUUUUCUAAUUUACACAAAAGUUCCCAGUGGAUGAUGUUAUGGGAAAGGGUUUGAGGAGUCUGGUUCUAAGAGUACCAGACGCAAGGGGUACUCUUUCCUGACCACAAGAAGAAAGUGAACUGAAGGCUUGGCGCAGAAAGCUUUUUGGAAAGAAAGGUUACGUGAACUGGAGGUGAAAGGGUUGGGUUAAAUACUUUAAGAUGAGAAACAUUGAUGUUUGUUUGAGCUCUGAAGGGACUGAAGUGAUUUUAGCUACAUCAAGUGAUGAAAAACACCCACCUGAAAAUAUAAUUGAUGGAAAUCCAGAAACAUUUUGGACCACCACAGGAAUGUUUCCCCAAGAGUUCAUUAUUUGUUUUCACAAACAUGUAAGGAUUGAAAGGCUUUUAAUCCAGAGUUACUUUGUACAGACCUUGAGGAUUGAAAAGAGCACUUCUAAAGAGCCAGUUGAUUUUGAGCAGUGGAUUGAAAGAGAUCUGGUACAUACAGAGGGGCAGCUUCAAAAUGAAGAAAUUAUGGGGACAUCUUAUGCCUGUUCCUGCUACCACAAUGUUCACCUUUUUAAUUAUUUUCUAAAAUUAAAUUUCAAGGAAUGGAAUUACUGGGUCCAUGGGUAUAGACAUAUUUAUAGCUUCUUAUAUAUACUGCCAGAUUGCUUUUCGGAGACUUUUUUUACAUUUUUAUAUAAAUGUAAAAGUAUAAUAUUCAGGGUAGUGUAUUCUGAGGCAUCAUCCAACAAAUGAAAUCUCUUAUUAUGAAAAAUACUUCAGAAAAACACUUUAAAAAAAUUAAUCAGGGCUUCCCUGCUGGCACAUGGUUAAGAUCCGCCUGCCAGUGCAGGGGACACAGGU